Molecule: messenger RNA, 2468 nt
Organism: Lampris incognitus (smalleye Pacific opah)
Lineage: Eukaryota; Metazoa; Chordata; Actinopteri; Lampriformes; Lampridae
Product: non-structural maintenance of chromosomes element 4 homolog A-like
Exons: 10
Coding region: 217-1275 (352 amino acids)
Biological process (GO): DNA repair
Cellular component (GO): Smc5-Smc6 complex; nucleus
Source: RefSeq, a predicted model, not a curated record
CUCAUUUUAUGGCGCGACCCGCCAGGAAGCCGGCGCCUUCUUCGUUCAGUUCGUCCGCCCGCCCGACCUGUGGCCUUUGCCGCCCGAACCCGCCGGGGUCGCGUCGACUCUCGGAUGGACCGGAGCGUCUGCUGAACGAACCCGUUAACGCUGCGGUACCGACUCGUUUCCGUGCGCCGCGGCUACUCGUCCGACUCCCCGACGCGUCGUGGAAAAAUGAGGCGAGGUCGAGACGGCGGAGAUGAGGAGGCCUCCCCGCAGAGCGCCGGCGCCGCCGCCGCCGCCACCGGGGGGGGGAGACGGGACGGGGUGAACGGGAGAGACCUGGGUGGUAUUUUGAGUAACGCGACGGAGGAGGACGACGACCCGGCCCUCCGGCGGGAGAUCAGGAGCAAGUACCGGAACCUGAUCAGCUCCGUGAAGCAGAACCGGGAGGAUAUGCUGAACCCCACCAACGACUCGCUCUCCAAGGUUUUAGACGAGGCCAACAAGCUUUUUAAAGAUGUACGACAGCCCCGAGAGGCAGCUCUGGAUGCCCAGCUCCUUGUUGUGGCCACAGACGUGGGUAGAGAGAAGGCCAACCAACUGUGUGCUGAGGGCAUUGCUUUUGACCCUUCUGUCUUUGCUGAGCAUCUUCUGUCCUUCAUGGGUCUAAACCGACUGGAAAAUGAAGAGGAAGACCAGGAAAAUGGAUUUGGAAAUGAUGGCUACCUUUGCAAAGAUGCCUGGCAUAGGUUGGCCAAAAGAACACAGAGCUGUUUCAGAACAGCCCCCACCUUCCACUACAUGAUGGGUUCAUUUCAUGCAGAGCCCCCUCCUCCGAAGCAGCGAGUAGAGCGGCAAAAGAAAGCACCCAGCAUGGAGGCCAAAAGAAUCAUGCCCACACAGCUGAAGAAAAUGGAAGAAUCCCAGCAAGAGGCUACUGAGAAGGAAGUGGAGAGGAUACUAGGAUACUUGAGAGGUUACUUUGAAGAAGACUCAAGUUCACCAAUAUCCUAUUAUGAGUUUGUCAUUGACCCCAACUCAUUUUCUCGGACAGUCGAGAACAUUUUCCACACAUCUUUCCUGAUAAGGGAUGGUUUGGCAAUGAUGUACUUGGAUGAUGACGAGUUACCCUGUAUAGCUCCUGUGGUGGAGGGGGCGGCGGAAAGUGCAGCAACGGGAAGCAGUAAACAGUGUAUCAUCGCUAUCAGCCCCAAGAGUUGGAGGGAGCUCAUUGAUUUGUUGGACAUAAGAGAGCCUUUGAUUCAACCACUAAACCCAGAGAAUGAGUGAUACAGCUUACCCUUGUCGUCUGUAAAUUAGAAUGUGUGAAUUUAUUUUUCUAUUAAUUAUUUUAAUCUUUGCAAGAGGGAAAAAAUGUGAACACCACAAUAAAAACAUUUGAGCACACAAAACCCAAUGACUUGAGGUCAUUAAUUAACUUAGUGUAUUAAUUAACUUAUAGUGUAUACAAUACAACUUCACACUAUUUGACACUGAAAGUGUAACACAUUAGAAUGGAAAACAAGCCAUGUUUGGAGUCAUUUAAAGUGGAGGACUCCUGCAGAACUACCAAAAUGAACAGAUAAGGUGGCAUUGGCAGUAAAUAGACUCCGAGGGUAUUACAAAAAACCAGUACUUGGGCUGUAUUAGUUGUGCUCAUCCAAUCUCAUGUAAGACUAUUUAGAUCUAAAGCACAGAUUCAUGACUCUGGACAUGUUUUCUUUUUCCUAUUGAGUACACAGUUAAUGUAUCGUGAGUUUCACGUGCUCUUUAGACAUGGUUGUAGUUCUCUUGGUUCGCGUACACACUGUUACAGAGUGAAUAUAGAGUAAACAGUGGAGACCUACAGCCAGACCACUUACCCAGUGGUGACAUUACAUAGUCCCACAGCUGGUCAGGAAAUUCAUACCUACUGCUACAGGGAUCAUUGAAAGUAUAUCAAAAUCAAAAAUUCACCAGCAACUUCCAGCAUGAGUUGUGACAGCAUCCUGACCAGCUGCAUCUCAGUGUGGUACAGCAAGUGCACAUCAGUAGACCAGAAAGCUCUGCAGCAGGUCGUCAAGGCGGUCCAGCAUAUCACCGGUACCCAGCUCCCAGCCAUAAAAGACAUUUAUCACAAAUGCUGCCUUCGAAGGGGUCUCAGCAUCAGCAGAGAUCCCACCCACCCCAACCAUGAACUGUUCUCCCCCCUGUGCUCUGGGAGGCGCUACAGGAGCCUCGGAGCCCACGCAUAACCAGGCCCAAAAACAGCUUCUUUCCCCAAACUGUUACCUACCUGAACCUGGCUACCCACUGAAUGUCUGUAAAUAUGUUUAUACUUGGGCUCUUUUUUUUUUUACUUUUUAUCUUUAUCUUUUAGUUUUCAUCUGUAUAUAUCUCAUACUAUGUUUGUCUAUGCCUCUCGCACUGUUUGGCGAAGCCACAGCCCUCAUUUCAUUUUUAUACAUGUGCCUGCACAUCGUUUUUAAUGACAAUAAACUGAA